CCGUAUUGUUGACAUUGCGUAACCAACAUGGCUGUCAGGUGGUGAGCGCUUGCUGAUCCUUGUCCAUUUCAAACAGAUUGAAGUAGCAUCUUUAAAAUACUUGUUUACAAUAUAAACUACACUAGACUAUAGAAUGUUACUGCAUACUAUAAAUCGUCCAAAUUCACGGCGGAAAUCGUUUUAAUCGCGCUAUAGUCCGAAAUCAGUUCACAAUUGCCGUCCGCUUCAUCUACUUCACAUUAACUUAAGCUGUAAGACUUUAAGAUCACUCGAUUUCCUUUUUUUUUUUGCGUUUUCCUUCAUGUGUAGAGUCGUAUCCAAACCUGUGGCGUCCUAGCUUUGAGUCAUGAUGACCGAGGCUGUGCGGGAGGAUGAGCUGCGGCCGGUGCCCCGGGAGAGGGCCAUCCUGGAGAGCUUCUUUACGCAGCUGGGCAUGUUUUCCUUCGACCGGGCCAAGGACUACGUGGAGAAGGAGAAGGACACCACCAAAGGGGCCGGGGCCAUCUGGACGGCCCUGCUCGCCGCCCUGGCCCACCUGGCCGCCGCGGAGAAGGCGUACUACAAUAUGACGUUUCUCGGACAAAAGCUGGGCAGCCAGUCGUUCUUCAGCCGCAAGGACUCCAUCCGCACCACCUACACGUCGCUGCACAACGAGCUGCGCAAGGUGGUGGCGGCGGUGCGCCCCGUGCAGCAGGGCUCCGCCCCCUGCCUGGAGGAGCUGCUGUCCCACCUGUCGGAGCAGCUGUGCCACUUCACGCAGGCGCGCACCGAGAUGGCCGACCUGUACGAGAAGAUGCACUCGCUGGCCGCGCAGAAGAGCUUCGACUCGGAGGAGCUGCUGACCCCCCUGGAGGCCGUCCUGCAGAAGUACAGCUCCAGGUUCUACCACCCCAUCCUGGGCCGCGUGGAGGAGGGCUUCCAGACGGAGGUGGACGUGGUGACCCAGCUGCUGCGCUGCCAGGCCCAGGUGUCCGAGUGGCGCUUCCUGCCGGCGCUGCUCAGCCUCCACGGCGCCCACUCCAAGCUGGCGGCCUGGGGCCAGCGGCUGCAGCGGCAGAAGGAGACGCGCAAGCACCUGUUCGGCGGGCAGUCGCAGCGCUCGGUCCCGCCGCCGCACCUCUACCUCUGGCUGCAGGGCUUCCAGGCGGCGCUGCUCGCCAAGUUCAGCUUCUACUUCCACGAGGCGCUCGGCCGCCAGGGCACGCCGGCGGACAUGCGGGCGCUGACGGCGCGCGCCUCGCCCGACUACCACGGCAAGGUCGCGGCGUUCGUGCGCAAGCACGACGCCAGCAACGUGUCGCUGGUGUUCGACAACCGCGGCUCGGAGAGCUUCCAGGGCCACGGCUACCACCACCCGCACGCGUACCGCGAGGCGCCCAAGGGCGUGGAGCAGUUCCCCGCCGUGGUGUCGCUGCCGGCGGGCGAGCGGCCGCUCACGCACUGGCCCAACGUCAUCAUGAUGAUGAGCGACCGCGCCGCCGAGCUCAACGCGCUGGACAAGGCGGUGCACUUCUACGACGACAAGGUGCAGAGCACGUACUACCUGACGCGGCCCGAGCCCCACUUCACCCUGGUGGUGAUCUUCGACGGGCGCAAGUCGGAGAAGGAGACGCACAUCGCCGCCUUCCUGCAGGAGAUCGCGGGGUCGCUGCGCAACUCCAAGCCCUUCGCCACGCUGAAGCCCGGCUCCAAGGGUUGAGGCCCGGGUCCAGGGGUUGAGGCAGCCGGUGCUAAGCCCCACCCCCACCCCUGAGGUUGUGUGGGGUCUGAAUGACUGAAUAGGGGUCAGACUCGGAACAGGCACGUGACAGGACGCCCGUUUUCCCUGAACGAUCGCAAAGUGAGAGACUGAAAUGUGUGUGUGUGCACACGUUCACUCGCUAACAAAUCGUUUCUGACAGCUGAUGAAUGACUUGAUCAUAUCUUCCUUGGAUUUUUUGCCUCUAUUCGUCGAGCUGGGAAUAUAUUUUCAGACCAAAGGAACACAAAUUGUUACCACUGCUCCACAACUCUUGUUAGCGAGUGAUGAGAAAACCCUUAAUUGAAAAAACAGAAAAUUGGUUAGUAAUUGUCUUUUGAUUACGGAGGGUAUUUUAAACCAGAUUUGAUCAUCCUCAUCAUUUAUUUGGAGUUAUAAUUGAGUUAUUAAUUACACUUGCCGCCGUAUCCUGAAAUAAAAUGGAUGAAAGCACAAUGUUCACAA
Gadus macrocephalus (Pacific cod) is the source of this 2203-nucleotide messenger RNA. It is a transcript of the gene kics2, whose product is annotated as KICSTOR subunit 2. Bases 347 to 1699 code for a protein of 450 amino acids. The transcript has 3 exons. Gene Ontology annotation, biological process: cellular response to amino acid starvation; negative regulation of TORC1 signaling; protein localization to lysosome. NCBI's taxonomy places the organism in Eukaryota, Metazoa, Chordata, Actinopteri, Gadiformes, Gadidae. The record is from RefSeq and is a predicted model, not a curated record. Gene Ontology annotation, cellular component: KICSTOR complex.